AUGGGAGAAUCGUGGGGAGAGGAGGGUUUGGCACAGUUUACAGAGGGGUGUUACCUGACGGAAGAGAAGUCGCGGUGA
Linum tenue is the source of this 78-nucleotide messenger RNA. The record is from the annotation of a GenBank genome assembly. NCBI's taxonomy places the organism in Eukaryota, Viridiplantae, Streptophyta, Magnoliopsida, Malpighiales, Linaceae.